AUGUUCAUCUUCCUGAGCAAGAAGAUCGCCAUCCCCAACAAUGUCAAGCUGCGGUGCGCGUCGUGGAACUCGGAGCAGGGCUGGAUCGCGUGCGGCGGGCAGCACGGCCUGCUCAAGGUGCUGCGGCUCGAGUCGGCCGCGCAGACGGACGGCAAGGGCCCGCGCGGCAUCGCGGCCGCCAGCAACCUCACCAUGAACCAGUCGCUCGAGGGCCACAACGGCGCCGUCGUGUGCGCCACGUGGAACGCCAACUUCAAGAAGCUCACCACGAGCGACGAGAACGGGCUCAUCAUUGUGUGGGUGCUGCACCGCGGCAUGUGGUACGAGGAGAUGAUCAACAACCGCAACAAGAGCGUGGUGCGCGAUAUGAAGUGGACCACCGACGGCCAGAAGAUCUGCAUCGCCUACGAGGACGGCGCCGUCAUCGUCGGCUCCGUCGAUGGCAACCGUCUCUGGGGCAAGGAGAUGAAGACGCAGCUAGCCUUCGUGGAGUGGUCACCCGACGGUAAGUCGCUGCUGUUCGUGACCAAGGACGGCGAGGUGGCAGUACACGAUGCCAUGGGCAACAAAGUGAGCAACUUGACGCUGUAUGCUGUGGAGUCACGCGGCGGUGGCAACGACUACAAGAUCAUCGGCGUGCACUGGUACGACGGUAUCGAGGGCCACAUCAGCCAGGAGGCACCCACGUUGGCCAUUGCGUUCCGCGACGGCAAAGUGCAGAUUACUCGUGGCAGGUUUGACGAGAACGCGGUGCUUAUCGACACUGGGAUGGAGUUAACCCAGGUGAGGUGGAACAACGACGGCAGCGUCAUCGCCCUGGCCGGCACGCAGGUCGACAGCUCAGCGUCGAAGAGCGACGCGCCCAAAGAGUUCAAUGUUGUGCAGUUCUACGACCCGUUUGGCCGCCACUUGCGCUCGCUUCGCGUUCCAGGGAGUCGUAUUGAAGCGCUGGCGUGGGAAGGAACGGGUCUCCGUAUCUGCCUGGCCGUAGAUUCACACAUCUACUUCGCCAAUAUUCGACCCGCGUACAAGUGGGGAUUCUACGCUAAUACGCUGGUCUACACGUACAACCGAGCGGACCAGAUCGAGAACUGCGUCGUGUUCUGGGACACAAAGUCCGAUGAGCGCUGCACCAAGUACAUUCGCGGACUCCUUGCGAUCAAAGCGGCGGGGGAUAACUGCGUGCUGGUGACCAAGAUUUACAAUGAAGAUAUGGGCACAGGCGAGGUCAACGGGCAGCUCGUGGAUGACGAGCAGGGAGUGUUCAAGGAGAUCCAGUACCAGUUGAUCCUUUGCGACACGAUCGGAUCUCCUAUCGAGAGCAAGAUCAUCGACUUCGAGCCGAUUUUCGUUGCUAUGACAUCGCGCCACAUUGUUGCAGCUUCAACCGAUGCCAUUUACGUCUGGCAGUACAAGAAUUCCAGCGCCAAGCUGACGGGUUUAGUAUCCGGCAACGGCUCGAAUCAAGACGCGAUGGAUGUCAGCACAAUCUCGCAGCUAUUGCAGCGAGGAGGUGGUCGUGAAAAGGCCUUUUACAUCGAUGAGACGCAGGGCAACGACGUUGAGCACUUCCGCUACGUUGCUCGCCAAUUGGAAGACCCGAUCUGCGCGAUCUGUGCCUCGGACAGUUGGAUUUUCGCAGCUCGAGCCAGCGGUUUGAUCCAUUGUUUCACGCUGCCUCACAUCUCGCUGGAGAUGAAGUACAUCGUAAACUGCCGCCCGCAGUUCCUCGCCCUCAACUGCAACUCGACCUUGCUCAGCGUCAUUGAUAUCAACGGGUUGCUGACUAUCAUGGAAGUCGGGGCUGCUGGGAGUCUAAACACCACGCAGGGGAAGAUGCUGAACUUCGAGAAGAAGGAUGCGUGGGAUGUCGUGUGGGCCGAGGAUAACCCGGAGCUGUUCGUGAUGAUGGAAAAGGCCCGGAUGUACGUGUAUCGAGGUCUCGAGCCUGAAGAACCCGUGUCGUCGUCUGGGUAUCUCUGUUACUACAAGGAUCUGCAAGUGAAGGCUGCACUGCUGGACGAAAUUCUUGCGAAUCCAGAACAACCCGACAAGAACAUGGUGAUCGAGUUCCAGACGCGAUCGUUGCGUGAUGCUAAGGCUCUAUUGGACAACGUGGGGCUCGCUGAAGCGUGCGAAUACAUCCAGGACCACCCGCACCCGCGGCUGUGGUCCCUCCUGGCAGAAGCUGCAUUGGAUCAGUUGGAUUUCGGGAUGGCUGAGCGAGGUUUUGUCAAGUGUGGAGAUUACAGCGGCAUCCAGUACGUCAAGCGCUUGCAGCUGCUGAACGAUCGCGUCAAGCAGAAGGCUGAGGUUGCUGCUUACUUCCAAAACUUUGACGAAGCGGAGGCGCUUUACCGUAAAAUUGAUCGCAAAGAUCUGGCUAUCGACCUGCGUCAAAGACUCGGAGAUUGGUUCCGCGUGGUGCAGCUCGUCCAGUCGGGCGGAGGCAACGAUGACUUGCUGACUCAUGCGUGGAAUAUGAUCGGCGAAUACUUCUCGGAUCGCCACAAAUGGGAAAAAGCAAUCAAAUACUACGCGCAAGCUAAGAACACGAGUGCGCUGGUGCAGUGCUACUACGCAUUGGGUGACUUCAAUCAGCUCGAAGCUCUCGUGAACGACAUCCCUGAGAGCUCUCCUCUGUUGAAGGAAAUGGCCAUCAAGUUCACACGAGCAGGCCUUUGCCAGUCUGCAGUGGAGACUUACGUCCGGAUGGGGGACGUCAAGUCCGCUAUCGAUUCUUGCGUUCUCUUGAACGAGUGGGAACAAGCUGUUGGUCUUGCUGAGCAGUACAACUUCCCCCAAAUCGAAAACGUGCUGACGAAAUACGCGAAUCAUCUCAUGAUGAACGGCAAAACACUGCAAGCGAUUGAGCUGUACCGUCGAGCAAACAAAAGUACGGAGGCAGCGAAAUUGCUGGCGAAGCUUGCCAAAGAAGUUGGGAAGAACCCACUGCGCGCCAAGAAGUUACACGUCCUAGCAGCGUUUGAAGUGGAGCGGAUGCGGAAGAAGAUGCUGGACAUGUCCAAUUUGACCUCCAUGAAAGGCACGACGGCAGCUCAAGUGACCGCGCAGACGCUGGAAAGCCUCGUGCAGCAUGAUGCGGCGACGGGUGAGGACCGCUCCUUGGACAAUCCUUGGCGAGGCGCCGAAGCCUACCAUCUCUAUCUUCUCGCCCAUCACCAGCUAUACACUGGUCGCAUCGAACGAGCCUUGCGCACCUGCCUCAAGCUGUCGGCGUACGAGGACAUCCUCGAAGAGCGCGAGAUCUACUCACUUAUUGCUCUCACCGCGUUCUACACCAAGCACUACGAACAAUGCUCCAAGGCCUUCGUCAAACUGGAGACGCUCCCUGGUCUUGAUGAUAAGGAGCUGCAAGCGAUGAGCGAGCUCGCCCUCAAGAUCUUCACGACCACGCGCACAGAGCACCAAGACCCGACCAUGCGCCCCCAGGAGUGCCCCAACUGCCGCAGCCACGUCAAAGAAUGGGAUUCACGCUGUGGCACUUGCAGUCGUCCGUUCCCGACGUGUAUGAUGACGGGGAUGUCCAUCCAGUCCCAGAGCACGAAGACGUGCAAGGCCUGCCGUCACGUGUGCAUUGAAACCGAGAUUCGCGAUCAGAAGAACUGCCCCCUGUGCCACACCCCGUUCUCCUUCUAUGACGAGGAGGUAGAAGAGGACACAGGGCUGACUGAGAACCAAAACCGACUAUUGUAUCUGGUGUCGCUGUAUUCGAAGCCUGCCAUUCGGGCCUCCGACAAGGAAGAGUGGAUCCGCAAGCCUGCGCUUCUGGUGUUGCUCUACGAAGCGAUUGUAUCGAAGGCCCUUGACUAUGACUACGCGCCAUCCUCUGAGCUUAUUGAGAACAAGCGCAAGUACUUCAAUAUCUCUCAAGAAGGCAAGUCCGACCUCGAUUUCUUACGUGAGGAGGAUCUGGUGAAUGGCCUCAAGCUGUCGUCCAAAAGCUACCAGCCAGUGACCUGCUUUCAGAUCUCCGAAAAGGGCCUCGAAAUUGUGGCGAAGAUCAGCAAGACGGACAAGUUAGCAGUUAACGAUAUGGCGUACGCACCCGGAACACUGCACUUGUUGCGUGUGGAAUGGGAUGGAGAGGAAUACUGGCUGGUGGAUGACGAAAGCGGGUACCGGCGACUGUCGUCUGUGACCGAAACUGAGGACGUAUCGUACGUUUCCAGUGCCUAUAUCCCGCAGUGCCUACGCUUCGGUGGUCGGCCGACGCUCAGCAAUGCACAUCGCGCCCAUGAGUGUGGCGUGAGCGACUCUAGUAUCCGAGACCAGCUUGACGAGAUCAUCACGCUCAAUUCAGUGUCACUUAUCGUGGCCGAGUACAUUCCUUUCGGCUCCAAUCAAGUUGUACAACUGAACUGCAACCUGGGAUCAACCGAGCGAGUGCAGGGCGGGUUUUUCACUGCGAUCGUUGACGAUAAUGCGAGUGGCACCCAGAUCUCCGUUGAUCCUGGUCUCACUUCGAUCAAUAUUUUAGACUACACGAUGACAAACCACGUGAACUUCGAGGCGGACAUCCACUUCCCCGAAGCUCCCGGGGUUGUACAGGUAGAAACGUUUGGCUGUUCACUCACGGCCGCAGGCUCUUGUCUGUACGGGAUGCAGGUCGAAGCCAUCAUGGAUCGAAUCAAAGACAACAUUUCGCUUGAUCACUUGUCUCGACUGCUCGUGGAUGUGCACAUGGACUCGUCCAAGAUUGUCGACAGCGUUCUGUCAGCAUACCAACGCGCGCUACUGGGGCUCAUCUUCUCGAACCAAGCAGCCAGUCGCAACAAGAUCAAUCUCAUCAUCGCCAACGAGAUCACGCCGCAUUUGACAGCGGAAGAGUACAUGGAUAAAGGCGAGUACGAGAACGAGCUGAAACAGGUUAUUGGCGAUACCCGUGCGGCUUUCGACAUUAGCGAGCACGACACGCUCGUCUUUGGAGCGCAUGGCCUCCUGAUCGCCGGUCCCAAUAGCAGACACCACGAGCCUCUUCUCUGCAGUUUCCUCCAGUACGAAUCCAUGAACCUGUUCACACAGAACUUCUUCGCGCGCAUGUUCAUCAUCGUGGAUGACAUGGCCCAAGUACGCAAGCUUAUCGAGACAGCAGAAAAGGAUCCGAAUAGGCUCCGAGAAAUUCGAAAUCGACUUGCGGUGCUCUCCAAGGAGAUCAUUAUGAUGGAGGAAACGCUGAGCUACUUGAAGGAAUCGCUGGACGAAGCUAUUGUGCCAGCGGAGCCACCGGAGCAGGCAGGGCGGAGUCUGUACGAGCGACUUCAGCUCGGAAUUCUGAGCAACCAGCUCAAGCGACGAGUCAAAGACCUGCACAAGAACAUGGGCGGAGCUCGCCAUGAGAUGUCGGUGCUGAACGAGAUGGCGAACAUCGUGUCGAGUGAAAAAGAUUUCCAGCAGAACGAGGCGAUACGGAUGCACACGCGAACGUUGUGUGAGCUUCAAGAAGUGAACGAGCGGGCAGCGUCGACGUUGCUGAUUAUGAAAAUGAUGUUGAGUGGGCUACUGGCGUUUAAUAUUCUGGAUCGAGUCACCGGAGACUGGACUGUGACCGACACCGACUGGAUCAAAAGCUUUGUGGAGGUCAUGAUCUACAAUAACCCGGGGCUGUGGUUCUUUUUCAGCCUUCUCGCGUGGGUAAUUGUGGGCGGCGGCAUGCUGUACUUGCUGCGAUACAUGAGCUUCAAGUCGCAGGGCGUCGUAUCGAUCAAAGUCGAGCGGAAAGCGCCUAUACAGCUCAAAAACCUCACCAGCUACCUGCGGAACAAGAUCCUCGAUAACGAGACCCACCACUACGAAGGGGGGAUUCGCGUGGCCAAAGUGGUCUGGAGGGAGAAGGACAAGAAGGAAUGGGGCGGUACAGUUCCGUCGAUUGAGCUGGAGUACGACGAGGAGAACGCGUUCAUGCUGCGGAUGGCAAUCUCGUACAAAAAGCGGCAGGCUGCUAAGGCGCUCGCUUUUAACGCCGACGAGCUGUACACGCGCUUGAUGCAGGAGCUCGACAAGGCCCGGAUCUUCGUAGACGCCGACAGCAGCGCCGCGACGAAAGCGUCCAAUUCAUCGGCCGCCGCCCUGCCACCUUCCAAGUCGCCAAAUAAGAAGGAAGAGACCACGUCACCGCCCUCGGCACCUACGUAA
Phytophthora sojae is the source of this 6156-nucleotide messenger RNA. RefSeq lists its product as hypothetical. Gene Ontology annotation, cellular component: non-motile cilium; intraciliary transport particle A. The record is from RefSeq and is a predicted model, not a curated record. Bases 1 to 6156 code for a protein of 2051 amino acids. The transcript has 4 exons. NCBI's taxonomy places the organism in Eukaryota, Oomycota, Peronosporomycetes, Peronosporales, Peronosporaceae. Gene Ontology annotation, molecular function: protein binding. Gene Ontology annotation, biological process: protein localization to cilium; intraciliary retrograde transport; non-motile cilium assembly.